UGUCGCUAUUUCGAAUUGGAGAAAUAAUUUGAUACAAGAAAAUGAAAGGAGAAAAUCUGAAAUUAAACAAACAAAGGAAAAAAGAAUUGAAAUAGAGAAAACGUUAAAUGAAACUGUAGAUCGCGUUUUGAAAUUACAAAAUUGGAGAGAUGAAAUUGAGAAGGAAAGGGUCAAAGCUGCUAAGCUAGCAAAAAUCAAAAAGGAUUGUUCACUAGAAAGUGAAUACGACCCGGAAAACCCAAAACAAUCUGUUAUUAAGAAGGUGUUUAAAGUUGGUAUGGAUUUAUUAAUUGAAGGGGGUUCCAAUGCUGCAACAGCUGCGUGUGCUCCAGCUUUAUUCUUAGCACCUGCGUGUGGGUUUGCUGUCAAAAAGGCUGGAGAUUUGCUAUUUUGGGGAAUGGAAAAGACAUGCGAGCAUCUUGAUAAGAAACAGGCGGGACUGUCGUGAA
Molecule: messenger RNA, 449 nt
Organism: Meloidogyne enterolobii
Lineage: Eukaryota; Metazoa; Nematoda; Chromadorea; Rhabditida; Meloidogynidae
Source: the annotation of a GenBank genome assembly